CAUCGCCCGCAGCCGGCGCCCGCAGCACUCACGCGCUCCAGCAGGCACGCGGGCGCUCGGGGAGCGGGGAGGAACCAGGAAACGAAACCGGGAGAGUUUCUCGGCACCGAGGUCGCUCAGAGGUUCCCGUAGUUCGCCUGGCGGCGGCCUCAACACACGGACGACCACAGAACUUUCUAAAUCAUGGAAAAACAAAAUGGGCAAAUGAGGGCUCCUUAUCCAGGAAUAAAUUUACCACCUGGACAUCCCCCUGAAUAUCCUUCAGCAGCAUUCCAAGGACCUCCAGAGCACACUGGCUACCCUACCCCCCAGCCUGGCUACCCUGGCCCCCAGCCUGGCUACCCUGGCCCCCAACCUGGCUACCCUGGCCCCCAACCUGGCUAUCCUGGCCCCCAGCCUGGCUACUCAAUUCCACCAGCUGGUUAUUCAGGUGCUGGCCCAGUAGGCUUUCCUGUCCAACACCAGCCAGUGUACAGUCAGCCAGGUGGACCUGCAGGGAUACCAUGGAUGCCAGCACCACCACCUCCAAUAGAUUGUCCACCUGGAUUGGAAUAUUUAAGUCAGAUAGAUCAGAUACUGGUUCAUCAGCAAGUUGAGCUUCUGGAAGUCUUAACAGGUUUUGAAACUAAUAACAAAUAUGAAAUUAAGAACAGCUUUGGACAGAGGAUUUACUUUGCAGCAGAGGAUACGGAUUUCUGUACCCGAAAUUGCUGUGGGGCUUCUAGGCCAUUUACCAUGAGAAUUCUUGAUAAUAUGGGCCGAGAAGUUAUAACUCUGGAGAGACCACUAAAGUGUGACAGCUGUUGUUUCCCUUGCUGCCUUCAGGAGAUAGCAAUCUAUGCUCCUCCCGGUGUACCUAUAGGUUAUGUUAUUCAGAACUGGCAUCCGUGCCUGCCCAGGUUUACAAUUCAAAAUGAGAGGAGAGAGGAUGUACUAAAAAUUACUGGUCCAUGUGUUGUAUGCAGCUGUUGUGCAGAUGUUGAUUUUGAGAUUAAAUCUCUUGAUGAAGAAAAUGUGGUUGGCAAGAUUUCCAAGCAGUGGACUGGUCUCGUGAGAGAGGCAUUUACAGAUGCUGAUAACUUUGGUAUCCAGUUCCCUUUAGACCUUGAUGUGAAAAUGAAAGCUGUGAUGCUCGGUGCAUGUUUCCUUAUUGAUUUCAUGUUUUUUGAAAGGAGUGGAAACAACGAAUAAAAAGGAGCAUGGUAAUGUGAAUUAAUGAAAAUCUCCUCAGAAAGUUUGAAGUCUGUGAAUUGAUUGGGACUAUGUAAAAGAAAAGCUGUUUUUUUUUUCUUUCUUGAAAUAACUAAUGGCAUACAUGAAUUAUACUGUGAUACCUGAAGUUCCUGUUAUAUAUGACUUUUGGAAUUAUGGGUUUAUUUUCUAUAUCACUUACUUAUAAGUGUUUUUAUGCAUUUUCUUUUAUUUCAUACAUGUUCUUUUUCUUUGUGUAUUUUGGAGAAAGGACAUGUGAAUUUUUACA
This is a messenger RNA of Neogale vison (American mink), 1480 nucleotides long. It is a transcript of the gene PLSCR1, whose product is annotated as phospholipid scramblase 1. The coding region runs from base 184 to 1191 and encodes 335 amino acids. Gene Ontology annotation, biological process: plasma membrane phospholipid scrambling. Gene Ontology annotation, cellular component: plasma membrane. The record is from RefSeq and is a predicted model, not a curated record. Gene Ontology annotation, molecular function: phospholipid scramblase activity. NCBI's taxonomy places the organism in Eukaryota, Metazoa, Chordata, Mammalia, Carnivora, Mustelidae. The transcript has 9 exons.